This is a messenger RNA of Daldinia caldariorum, 945 nucleotides long. RefSeq lists its product as uncharacterized. The record is from RefSeq and is a predicted model, not a curated record. NCBI's taxonomy places the organism in Eukaryota, Fungi, Ascomycota, Sordariomycetes, Xylariales, Hypoxylaceae. The transcript has a single exon. Bases 329 to 709 code for a protein of 126 amino acids.
AUAUAAUAUGCGUCAUCAACCCCUGUUGUAUGUGCAAUAGCUGCCUAUUAGUCACGUCGGCAUACCACGGUACAGUGUAGAGUAGGGACCCUAGAAGUCGUUUAUAAAGUCGAUGCCUUUUUUCUUAGGUUGAUGUAUCUAUCUUCUAUCAGCAUCAAUACCAUCAUCAUCAUCAUCGUACUAUCUUUGGUGUACAAUCUAGCAGCUCUUCAAUAAAUCCUACAAGAUCUCCGAUACAGACAAACUAUUCUCAGCCUUUCCAUUAAGCCCCUAUAAUCAAUACCACAAACCCCUGACGAAAAGAAAACCCCCAUACAUCCAUAUCAAGAUGUGCCAAGAUUGCUGCCGAACCACCUCGGCCGCCGUCUCGAUGUCACUGGCGAUGACAAACCCAGAGCUGAUCUGGCCGCAUCACCAAGACCAAAAGAGACAGGCGGCCCAAUGCCAAUCAUCAUCAAAAGCGCAGACCCAGACGCCACAGUCCGACGUUAAGCCCUCAUCCGCCUCGACCUACUCAGGUUCGACCACAUACUCGAUCGACAAGGAGAAGAGCCAGGGCGACAUCAAGCAGAAGCGAUCCAUGCGCCAGCGAAUCAAAGAAACCCUGAAAGACCUCGGACGACCCCCUGCGGAAAAGCCCGACCAGAAGAACGACCAUAAGAACGGCCAGAAGGACAAAGACUUGACGGCUACAGAGGCAAGGAAAUGAAUUAUAUUCAGUACCUGCCAUGGGGUUAUACGAAGCAUCAUCCAUCCAUUUAUCUUAAUAGGCUGGAUAUCUGAGUUAAAUAUACAUCGGAGUACAUGUCCUAUGAGGAUCUUGGUAAUGAUAAUUAUAUUCAACUUGCAUAUAAAUGAUACCUACCUACCUACCUAGGUACAUAGGUAACUAAGGUACCUAAGGUACCUAACACAAUAUAAAAGACUCCAAAAUUGAAGUUUUAG